GCUGGGCAGGGGCCAUGGAGCUGCCCAAGCUGAACCGGAGCUGGCUGGGAUCGCCAACCGGACCCGGGCCCGGGGCUCCCCUGUGCCGCCCCGGGGCGCUCCUCAACAGCAGCGGGACCGGCAACCUCAGCUGUGAGCCUCCCCGCAUCCGCGGAGCUGGAACGCGAGAGCUGGAGCUGGCCAUUAGGAUCACCCUCUAUGCAGUGAUCUUUCUGAUGAGUGUGGGAGGAAACAUGCUCAUCAUCGUCGUCCUGGGACUGAGCCGCCGCCUGAGGACCGUCACCAACGCCUUCCUGCUGUCCCUGGCGGUCAGCGACCUCCUGCUGGCUGUGGCCUGCAUGCCCUUCACCCUUCUGCCCAACCUCAUGGGCACGUUCAUCUUUGGCACGGUUGUCUGCAAGGCGGUUUCCUACCUCAUGGGGGUGUCUGUGAGUGUGUCCACGCUGAGCCUGGUGGCCAUCGCGCUGGAGCGGUACAGCGCCAUCUGCCGGCCUCUGCAGGCGCGCGUGUGGCAGACGCGCUCCCACGCGGCCCGCGUGAUCGUAGCCACGUGGAUCCUGUCGGGACUGCUCAUGGUGCCCUACCCGGUGUACACCAGCGUGCAGCCCGCGGGGCCCCGGGUGCUGCAGUGCGUGCAUCGCUGGCCCAGUGCGCGGAUUCGACAAACCUGGUCGGUGCUGCUGCUGCUGCUGCUCUUCUUCGUCCCGGGCGUGGUCAUGGCGGUGGCCUACGGGCUUAUCUCCCGCGAGCUCUACUUAGGGCUUCGCUUUGACAGUGACAGUGACACCGAUAGCCAGAGCCGAGUUGGAAACCCAAGAGGGCUGCCAGGUGCUGCCCACGCGAACGGGCACUGCGGGUCGGAGGCGGGGCUGGCAGGUGAGGACGGCGACGGCUGCUACGUGCAGCUCCCGCGCUCGCGCCCCGCCCUGGAGCUGUCGGCGCUGACCGCGCCCACCCCCGGGCAGGGGUCGGGCCAGCGGCCCAUCCAGGCCAAGCUGCUGGCUAAGAAGCGAGUGGUGCGGAUGUUGCUGGUGAUCGUUGUGCUUUUUUUCCUAUGCUGGUUGCCCGUUUAUAGCGCCAACACUUGGCGCGCCUUCGAUGGCCCCGGAGCGCAUCGAGCGCUUUCGGGCGCACCCAUCUCCUUCAUCCACCUGCUGAGCUACGCCUCGGCCUGCGUCAACCCCCUGGUCUACUGUUUCAUGCACCGUCGCUUUCGCCAGGCCUGUCUCGACACGUGCGUGCGCUGCUGCCCUCGACCUCCACGAGCCCGCCCCAGGCCGCUUCCGGAGGAGGACCCUCCCACGCCCUCCAUCGCUUCCCUGUCCAGGCUGAGCUACACCACCAUCAGCACCCUGGGGCCCGGCUGAGGCGUGGAGGGGGAGCAGGGGCUGAGGCGGGAUAGACCGAGUCCAAACACACACCCUCCAGACACUAAGAGAUACAGACUAAGACUGACCCGCGGGACUGUCACCAACAAGAUGGACUCACUCCCAUGCACAGGAGGUGGCUUGUCCAGCACAAAGGAAACAAGCAGGACACCAUCACAGGACACAGGCACGCUCUGGGUAUGGGGCUGAGCCUGACACUUGGAAACCUGGCACUGACCUCGGACACACAUGCAGUGUCCCUGGCAAUGGAAGCUCUGACGGGGCUGUCCUGCCUCGCACACACUUAGAAUAAGGCACUGAUUCUGCUGGGGCUAGGGCCCAGCAUGGGGCUGCCUCCUGAGAGGCUGCAGGCUGUGCCCAGUCUGACCUCACAGUGUCCUUCCCCAAUCAGCACUGGAAACACCAACCUGCCUAAUCACACACUUCCUGCCCAGCAGGCUGUAUUGCACUGAAAAGUCCCUUUAUUCUUUUCCAGGUAAAUACUACAGCCCUGCCCCCUCCUCCCUCAGACAACCUCUACAAGAAAUAAUAAAUGACUUGGUU
Messenger RNA from Talpa occidentalis (Iberian mole), 1931 nucleotides. It is a transcript of the gene CCKBR, whose product is annotated as cholecystokinin B receptor. The record is from RefSeq and is a predicted model, not a curated record. NCBI's taxonomy places the organism in Eukaryota, Metazoa, Chordata, Mammalia, Eulipotyphla, Talpidae. Gene Ontology annotation, cellular component: plasma membrane. Gene Ontology annotation, molecular function: cholecystokinin receptor activity; gastrin receptor activity. Gene Ontology annotation, biological process: phospholipase C-activating G protein-coupled receptor signaling pathway.